Varroa destructor (honeybee mite) is the source of this 9403-nucleotide messenger RNA. Its product is annotated as actin-binding LIM protein 2-like. Gene Ontology annotation, molecular function: actin filament binding. Gene Ontology annotation, biological process: lamellipodium assembly; cytoskeleton organization. Gene Ontology annotation, cellular component: actin cytoskeleton. The record is from RefSeq and is a predicted model, not a curated record. Lineage: Eukaryota; Metazoa; Arthropoda; Arachnida; Mesostigmata; Varroidae.
CUGCAGACGGACAGAGUCGAGUGCAGCAGUGAGCACCGCUGCUGCCACACCAGCAGUAGUACGGACAUCAAUAGACUAUUACUAUCGCAGAACUGUUACGGCCACAGAAGUAGCUGGAGUGAUCAUAGAGUCGGCUGAUCGUCCAUAGAACACAAUACGCUUGCUUCUGUGUGGCGUGAUUGUGUGACUGAAGAACUGUGGGACCGUGGCAGGAUUGGUCGGAGAGCAGCAAACAGUUGUCCCUGCCGUCGGGUCCGAUGAUAACUGCGAUAGCCUGAAGAAGUGGUGCCGGCUUGUGGCUUUUUUUUCGUUCUUCUUCCCACUAGCACCCCAUUCCCCCCGGGGUCGUUAGUAGAUUGCCACGAGCGUAAAAUCGGUUCGUAUUUUUUCAUUCACUGUGAGUAGCUAUCUGAGUAAUUUGCUAACUGCUUUAGCGGGUGCCCAGCUGCAAGAAUUCCAUCCGUUCUAAAAUAGCGUAACCCGGCCGUAGGAACCGAUCUUCGACCAUAGAGUGUAUUGGACUACCCCACCGGUGCCUGUUUACCUAUCUUACGAUAGUGGAUAGCUGCUGAUCGACCGAACCGCGGCUGGUUGCUGGAACGACGGAUGACAUAACCUACUCUCGUUGUCGGAUUUUGGUGUCAACAAACGUUGCGUUGAUGUUUGUUUGGCGGCAGGACAACUGUGCAUUGUCUAUUUGGCCGCGUUGUCGAGGUGCAGCACCGUAACAAAUGUUCAGUCGAAAAAAAAGCAGCGAACUUAAAACGCGCAACGAAUAAGCCGAGACACUUGCUGCUCUCCUCCGGCGGCGAUUCUACGUCACACGCGCUAAACCGGACUAACUCUUCGUUUUUUUCCCUUCGUUUCAGUUUUUUCCCUUCACUAUGCACUUCAAUGCACAGUACUCAGUUGUUCCAUAAGCUGGCUGGUUAGUCUAAUUUAGAGCGUAUUUGUGUGAGAUAAAGCGAAUAAAGAAAAUCAAAGAGGCAGAACCUUGCAACUACGAGGUCUGGAGUAAGUGGAGUUCGCUGUGUACGUAGCCUUGGAUAACGCAAGGUCUUUUCGUGCCUUUCUUCGUGAGAAACCUCUCCAUUGGCCUUUACAACUAUGAUCGCGUGCAGAAAGUAAUAGAAAAGACCAACUUCUGCAGCUAUCUACUUGGAAGUGUCGUUUGUUCUACUUGGUAUCUAUAUAGUAAAGGUUUCUGUGUGUCACCAAGCUACCGGAGAAGGAACUCCCUUCAUUCUGGAGUUCACUGAAUUAUUCUUAAGGAUUCUUCAAUUGAGUUUAACGGGGAUACUUCUUUUUCGUGAAUUUUGAUUCGGAACACUUUAGUCGGAUGUACUACGGCCAAUGGUGUCUGAUCUUCUCAGCUUUACCACGAAAUCGGCUUGUAGAGAGUGCCAUUUCAAGCAUUGUGGCCCAUUAUACAAAAACAACUUCACCAACUCUAAUAUCCCCCAUAUAAGGAAUAACAAGUAUCGGACGUACUGGCUGAACUUGCAACAAAAGUACAUAUGUACGUCUGUAAGUUUGUUCCAAUGAACCAUUAACUAGCAAAUUGUAAAAAGCACUAGGUGACGGGUUACCAGUUCUACAACGGACCACCAUCUCUUCUAUAUAUUGCUGCAUAUAAAUUGUGUAUGCUCUGUGUCUUCUAUACAAUCUACUAACGAACGAGACGCGCCUCUGGCCGAAACCUCACCGUUGCAAUGGGCAAAGUACACUGUGAGUUGUGCAAAAAGAAGUGCUCCGGCAAUGCUCUACGAGUGCAGGAGAAGUAUUUCCACGUCGAGUGUUUCAAAUGCGCACAAUGUGGUUCGUCUCUAGCGCAGGGAGGCUUCUUUUGCAAGAAGGGCAAAUACUAUUGCAGCAAAGAUUAUCAGCGACUGUUCGGCACAAAAUGCGAAGGUUGCGGAAAAUUUGUUGAAGGGGACGUUGUCACAGCUCUUGGCAACACGUACCAUCAAAAAUGUUUCGUAUGCGCACGAUGCAAACAGCCAUUUCCGAGUGGGGAGAAAGUUACGUAUACAGGAAAGGAGUGCCUCUGUGUCAGGUGCAUCCAGAUCCCUGUGAAGAGCGAACCGAGCCCCAUAGCGGAGUCCCGGGGCGAUUGCGCUGGAUGUGGGAAGGCUUUGGUUGACGGCCAGGCACUCGUGGCAAUGGAUAAACAAUGGCAUAUUUUCUGCUUUAAAUGCACCAUCUGUUCACAGCUCCUUCAUGGAGAGUAUAUGAGUAAAGAUGACCAGCCCUAUUGCGAAAAAGAUUAUCAGACACGGUUCGGUAUUAAGUGCGCACACUGUCAACGUUUCAUAACAGGAAAAGUACUUCAAGCUGGCGAUGAUUCACAUUUCCAUCCCACGUGUGCUCGCUGUUCAAAAUGCGGAGAUCCUUUCGGCGAUGGGGAAGAAAUGUACCUCCAAGCUGGAGCAAUUUGGCAUCCUCGCUGCGGACCCCGACCGAAUGGCGAAUGCGAACAUCCAGAUGCUGGUUCGCCGGGAAGCAGUUCACGAUGUGAAACGCCACUCAAUAGUUCAGCCUCGAUCCCUCUCCACCAUUACGAGUAUUCUAUACAGGAUCGUUCGACGACGCCAAUGCUGAAUGAUCUUUCCCGUGUUUACGCCUGCUCGUAUCUAACCCAGGGUCCGAGUCUGGGUUACCUCCGCCGGCCGUUACAACCGAACCCGCCAAAAUCGCCUAACUUUCACCAGCCACCGCAUCAUGAGCGAAAGGUCUAUGGCAGGAUUCACAUUAACAAACAAGGCAUGCAAGUUUUGGUCGACAGCCUUGCGCACACUAGCGAACGCGUGAAGUCACCUCAUAUGAACAACGAAGAGCCCAUUGAGCUUUCCCUUUACCCUGACGCAAAAAGACCUCUUAAAAAGCAGAUCACGCCAAUUGAGCGCGAUGAUUUCCCUGCUCCGCCGUAUCCCUAUGCUGAUCCAACGGAACGAGUACGACGAAGUUCUGCUGGUUCAGAUAUGAUCGAAAAGGAGGACCAGAUAGACAUGGCCGCGGUGCCCAUGGAUCCCAAACUCAAAAAGGAGGAACUAGAGCUGGAGAAAAUUUCCACGGGUAUCGGCGGUGUAUUCCUGAAGACAGUAAAGGAACGCGAGAAGGCUCGAGCAUACAAGAUGACCCACAUGGACCCACGGAAUGCCUCGAGAGUUCCCUCGGCUUCGCGAGAAAUAGCCACCAACUUGAGAUACGACAACCCCGUGAACGCCUCUCCCUCCCGUGAUCUAGACCGACCACGGCCGUGGGAGUUAGACCCUGAUUUUGAUCGAAACUCAAUUCUUCGAGGAUCUGCUCGACCCCACGAUGUCCACAUAAACUACAAUGUCGUAUCUUCGCUACAUCAGCCACCAAAACCGGGCUAUGGAUUAAGCGCUAAAUCGGCUACACUACCAGCGAACGCUUCGCAUCAUUACUCCAAUCAAAUGACGUCGCAUUCGGCAAAUCCGUUCAAAACCACAACUUCAUCUGAGUUUGGUUCUGAUCGUUCCGACGCAAUGUCAAUUGCAUCUUCUGAUGUACGGAGCAAAUCUGCAAUGAAUCACUCAAGAAGCGGCGAAGGACAGGCAUUCUGCGGCAUGAGGCAUGCAUCGUACUCGCCCCACCUUCGGCGUUCAAUGCCCAAUGUGAAUUGGCACAUGUCUCAAGAUCCUCCUCGUCUUUAUCCGUAUCACCUUCUCUGCACUGCCAAUUACCGACUACCGUCGGACGUCGACCGUUGCCACCUCGAGAGACAUCUCUCAAAUCAGGAGUUUGAGCAGAUUUUUCACAUGGAUCGACUGCAGUUCUACCGGCUUCCGGAGUGGAGACGCAAUGACCUCAAGCGUCGAGCGCGAUUAUUCUAAGCGUUGCGGUGAUCAUGGGCGCCAAUUGGAAAACACGAUAGUAUGUCAGGGCCAGUUGUUUUUGGCAAGAAACGAGUUCGAGAUGUACAUGCGUUUGUCAACGGCGACGACGAUGGUGAUCAUUUAACACAUAUUAUAACACUCCAUCAAGGUUUCACGAGGAGUGACAAGAGCGCGAUGGCACACGUUGUUACACACCGAAUGCAUGCCGCUAGCAUGAAAUGCAGUGGAUCGGCCACUUGGAUAAGAAGAAAGGAAAAAAUAGAUCGAUCGUAGAUCGAUAUAUUCACAAAUACGAUAACGUAAGAUCAGUUCUUCUAAACGUCACACAGGACCGUAUGUUCCACACGCUCCGCUACCCCGGUUCUUUUGGAAAUUGGAAGAUUGGUUGUUCCAUAAUAUACCUCCAAGAAUGAAGCUGAGGUCAAACAGGUACGUGUACGUACCAUGUUCACCAGCCUAUCCGAAAAUUUAUGCCACCUAAGCCGCUGCGUCGAAGUUGCACCUGUGCUAACAAUGAGCAAGUUCCCCGGGAAAUGGACACAUUAAAGCCGCAGAAAGGAAAGAGGCAAUAUAAGCCCCCGGUAAGCAGCAGCCUUGAAGACUGUAUCGAAAAGGAACGUGCGACGUAAACAUAGGUUGGUCGCUUGAAUUUUGUCUCGGUAGAUUGUGCGCAGGUCGUGAAGGCGUUACAUUCACUCUCCGGUGACUGUUUCUGCUAGAGUAUAUAUAAGUGUACCUAGAAAGCAGUGCAGUGCCCUAAUUUGCCAGACGAGAAUGAACGACAACAAACCGCAAAGAUGAGAAGCAGACGAAAUAAAUGUGAGGGAAUAACUAAACAGAUGGCGAGAAAGAUAAACACGGCGAUUUAGCAGACGAUCCGGACCUCAUGGUGAUCCCUCAUUAUUUAAUAGGAUAAUGAAUGUCGGUUAGAUAGUUACAAAAAUCAGUAGUAGUUAAAGGGAGGGACGUGAGGGAGGCAGCAGAGAAAAAGGGAGAACGAGAACAACACAAUGCACAUAGCAAAAAAUAACAGAAAAGAGACUAAUAGCAACAGAAAAUCGUCGCCGCCCGCCAGACGUGCCUCAUAUAAUAAUUACAAUUAUAAGGAUAAUAGGAAUAGUAUAGUGUAGUACAGCUAUAACUAGAUGUAACCGUCGCGAUGACUAUAAUUAGUAUUACAAUUAUUAUCUUGUGACUUGCAACUCACUUUGGUGCACAUUUCGAAAGAUUACUACUAUCCGCUGUGUCUUCAGAGGGUUUUCGUGUUACGCCCACCGUUAUCAAAAAGCUCCUUAAUGCAAAUUACUACUGUUUUUUAAACGAAGAGUAGAAUUUUUAAAGUUCGAUACUGUUUCGGUCUCCUCUGUUCAAUACGGCGGUAUAUAGGAAUAAUAAGUAUAUUUCCGAACAUUCUAAAACGUCGCCGUAGAGCUGCAGGGUCUGUGUUGUCGAAGACCUUUGGUUUUUUUUUGGUCGAUGGAUUCAGGAUUUUAUCUACAGUACGAAAAUGAUCAAGAUUGCUUCUCCCCGCUCUGCGUAACCUUGGUUUUAAUUUCUGUCGCAUGUUGAAAUGGGGGAGACCAAAUGCAAUUCUUGUAAUGUUGUAUUUAUUUAUUCAAUAAUUCGUUACGGUCUUAUUUAUUGAACAUGUAUUUAUUCGAUGUCGCUAACUAUUCCACAACAAAUAUUUAGCCUGAAUACACACGCCGUAUUUAUUACUUGCGUUAACAUUCAUCUGGCGGAGUGUUUGGCCAAUUACAAGGAUGGCGAUGAUGUGUCCUAAGAUUUAUUCUGUGUACGCGAAAAAAGCUUCGCCGAGCUAAGCAUCGCGCAAAUGUUGAGCGAAUAUUAAAAUCAACUGGAGACAUUUGGAGCCUAAUGCUCCACCAAAAACGGACUGUUAUCUUCAUCGCUUGCAACAACAACAACGGCACCUGCAUUUACGAGCAGAAGUACCAAACCUCAGCGCUUUUAAAUCGACACAUACAGCAACUCAAGUGUAUGACUUCAGGCUCCAGUGGAGCCAUUUGCGCACCCUCACAAUUCUAUGAAGAUAUAACCAAAUGAGGGCAAACAAAUUUAGCACUUACUCUAACGAAUCCUGUCGAAUCGUUCCGGUUUGAUUGUCAUUGAUAAUAAAUUAAGUGACCGAUGCCUCGGUAGCGCAUGGCCUAGAAUUUAUUAAAGAGUGACCACGAAUUUACCCAUUCCUUUACCUCAUAUUGUGCAAUCUACCGACUCCUACACGCUUAGUAUAGUAGUAUUUAGCUUUGACUCAUGCCACACAAAUACGUAUAUAUACACACACACACACACAACACACACACACACACAAGACACACACACACACAAGGGCAACAAUUCCUAUGAAGACUUUCUAAGGGAUUGCAGGCGAAUCAGAGAGUCAUUUUUGUUAUACGCCCCACACUGCAUCCGUCUCGUUGAGGGAAGCGCAGCCAGUUGUUAUGCCGUAAGGCCGCCUACAUAGAUGUACACAAAUAUAUCAAACACAUAUAUUUAUAUAGAUUUACCCUUGGGACUCCUGCCCCAUCUGGGUCGUUCGAUAUAGCGGUCGGGUGUGCACACAACACAAACAUGUAGAAACAGCUUCGUCCGUAAGUUGAUGAAACUGGAAAGAUCACUGCCAGAUCAGCGCGUCACGUUGUUGUACCGCCCCGUUGUGUAUUCAUUCUUCAUAAUUCGGUUAUAUAUAUUUAACUUCCUUUCUUCCCAGUAAGUUUUUAUCGGCUUCGUUUGCUUUAUGUCACCACAUUAGUAUGUGCCUAUUAUGUAUAUGUGAUCUCUUACGCAAGAAAUGCCGGUUCAAGUCUUUGACAGUACAGGAUUUUUUCUGCAUUUAAUUUGUUGAUUGUUUUUUUGUUUUAAUAUACUACAAUAUUGCAGUAGUCAGAAUAUCCCGCGUCGCUUUUGUACCGAGCAAUACAUUUAGUUCCGUGUUCGUCGAAUUUGAGUUGGCCGAUCACAGCGAUGUUUAGGACUUACAGGUGACUACUAGGGCGUAGGGCGUUUAUCCACCUCUGCAAGUGUCCUUACUGCUUCUUGAGUAACGAGUAUGUAUGGAACACUAAACAUCAGACAAGGGAGCAGGUCGCGCGCGGACGUUUAAGAUCAUGUCGCCCCGUCCGUUUUCGUUGGUUUUUCCUCUGACACAUAACGGUUUGUGUGAACGGUUUUGUCUAUCACACGCGAUUGUAGGAUAGCAUGCGUGCAAUUCGUCAAAACGUAAUGGAGUUAGCUACGGCAUUUGACGCCGAUCGCGGGCCGUUCCCGUAGUGCGGUUAGCUUCUUUCUUUUCAAGCAUAUGAAGAAAAUAAGAGUAAGCAAACUUGACACAUCGAUCUCUGUUCGUCCGAGCUGCCUGUGGACAACAACAUUUCCGUCAGCUCACGCAUUGAUACUAGCAAAAUCGAUAACAGGUUAUCAAUCCAAGAUCAGCAUUAUUUAAAUCAUCAUCAGCAGACAGCUAUGCGGCAUUGAAUUACACGUAGCUAUCGUACAGAGCGUAGGUACACUCACUAAACUUGAGGUAUUGUCUCGAAAGUAGGAAAUUUCGUCGGCUUUGACAUCAAGGCCUGCGAUACAAAUCGGCCACAACAACAAUGGCAACGAAACACAACAGGAUGCGCAAUGGAAGUUAUUUGCCAACAGUGAUCUUAGAUGUAACAAAAGUGACAGGCCGCGUGGCGUUAGCACCCGACGAGAAGAAGAGUAACUUUCGUACCAAACUGUCGUUUUGAUGAGCGUUCGCCAUUCUCCGUGUAUCUACUUUAUUUCUCCUAGAACUGUUGAACGUAUGCAAAAGAGGAGCAGUAAAACGAAGCCAUUCUUCGACGCACAUAGAAUGGCACUCAGGCGUUGGAAGAUGCCCAGAAAAAACGUAACUUGCGUAUGUUUGGUUUAUGAUGGCCAACUGAUAAAAUGAAUAAAAGGAACGAGUUAGUUGUAGAAACAUCUUUAAAUAUUAACGGUGCAUAGCGGUAUAUGGUGUAGGUGAAUUAUUAAUUCAGUAAUAAAAUGGCUAGUGAAGUUAUUAAGGCGGUGUUAAUGCUGCUGCUGUUUCGCCAUAAUCCAGAAAAGCAGCGGCAAAAACAUAACACACAGUUUAUACACAAAGAAAUUUCUUGGAAAUUUACGAUAAAUCAAGUGAACAGGCCAAGCAAAACACUGACAGUUAAAGAAUUAAUCUAAUGGGUUAGUUUUAUCGACAGGCACGCGUUGCCGAAAUCGAUGAGAACAAUACCGAAAUAAACGAAUGUAUCGUAAGUUAAUUGAAGUUGCGAAUGUCUUUUAGCAAGAGCCUCUAAAUAUUUAAUACCGUCUUGCUAAGCGACGAGCGAAAGAAACUGCAACUGUUUUCUUCGUUUAGCCUUUCUUGGGCAAAUACACUGCGGAAAAAUAAACUCCAAAGGUAGUGUUGGGUAGACUCAGCACAACUUCGAAAGGCUUCGACUAGCGUCCGAUUAUGCCUAUCCCCCCCCCCACCCCCCGACCUUGCUAACAACAAAUUGAGAAAAAAAAUGGAUAUACGUUAAUGAUAUCUAGUAUGAUAUAUGGGAAUUAAAUGACAAAUUUACAGCAACGGCAAUGGUGUAAGAGGCAAGUGUUACGCACGAAAAAGCAACAGUGAUUUACUUAUUGAGAGCGAUGCAUAAUUAUAACGAUAUUAAUAAUAAAAAUAAUAUACCCGGACAAAAGUGCAACUAUAUUAACCAAAUACUAUUAAUUACUACAAAUGACAAGACACAGGUGCGUAAUGAGAUAAUAUAAUAAACACUCAUAAAUGCGACACUUCACAAAAAAAAUGCAUGACAGUAUACACACAAAUAAACGGUAUAAGGAAUUGACUAUUAUUAAUGCGACCAUUUAAAAAGAAAGGUUUGCCCAGCUGUUCUACAGUCCCACUGAAGUCACCCGAAGUACCGAAAACAAAAACGAACGCCACGUAAACUUGCACCAGUGAAUUACCACGAGGUUAUGUUAAAUCAUCAUCAUAUUAUCCUUGAUACUUACAUAAGUACUAUUAAUUAUAUAUACAUACAUAUAUAGCGGGGUAGGAAAGAGAACAGCGGGUGAGGGAGCAAUCGCCACAGCAGCAGGAUCAAGCGUCUAUUAAAAUCUAAGCUAUCUAUUAAAAUACCGUUGAAUUUUAAAUUUAGCUUUUGUUUAUGUACAUCUCAAGGAUAUUCGCAGCACCAUUUCUAACUUAAAAUUUAUAACUGGCAACGAUAUGUAAGCAAUUGGUCGGAACACGCAACGCGUUAUAGUAAGAUAGCGACAGCGUGCAAUUGCACGAACAGGAGAGAGCCUUGUGAGGAACAGCUGGGGCCUAGAACGAAGAAAAACGGGCGGCAUCUCCUGAGCUUUGGAAAUACUAGAAAACGUGUGCAGAAUGCUAAUAUACGAUGACCAUAAUGCCGAUGAUGAUGACAUUGGACUGUCGAAGGUGAAUGAGACGUAAGCAACAAUAGAUAACUCGGGGGAGCAGAUGACGAUUAUAUUAUUACUGCAAUGAAAACCAA